AUGGUGCCUCCAGCUGGUGGCGGCUCCAAGGCUGCAGCUGAGCGGACGACAUGGCGUGGGCGGACGGCGGAGGGCGCACUCUGUAUUGUGGCACCGACUUUGGAUCCUGCGCUUGUUGAGGUCAUUGUCUUUCUCCCGCCGUCACUGCCGAGCAUUGAGCUGGUGCCGGUCGAGUCGGUGACCCAAGUCGACGACGCUGUGUUUGACACAGCGUUGCAAGUGGCACGUGCACAGGCGAGCGGCGGCGCAGCUGGGCCGCCAGCAUCGACAGUCUCACGUGCGCAGUUUGAGUCGAUUGCUUUUGAGUUCUCUGGCCCGCGCAAGCCGACCCGCACCAUCGGGCGCCGCAAGUCGCUCCAUCCGUCGGCUCCAAGUCGAUCGAUGACGGCGUCGUCCGGACUGGUCUCUGCGGCGGCCACCGCCGCCGCCCUCGGGCCCAUCCGCCCGCCCAAGCCGGCGCCAGCCGCUGCCGUCCGCCCACCCGCACCGUCGGCGGCUGGUGCCACAAGCGGCGCCGCCGCUGGUAAGGUCCGCAAGCGCGGCCGCAAGAAGCGGCGCACCACCGAUGCGCGGACCGGCAAUGCCAUCACGCUCGGCUCGCUCCUCCCGCACGCCAUGUACCACGGCGAGUUGCGCAAGCUGGCGUACUGGACCAAAAAAUGGAACCGCCGCUACAUUGUCCUCGCUGAUGCUUGCCUCUACUGGUUCGGCUCUUCGGACACCCGCGGCGUGACCCGCAACUCGAUCCCGCUCAUCGGAUACUCGAUCCAGUCUUCGCCCAAGUCGUCGCAGUUCUCGCUCGUCCCGCAUCCGUCCACCAAGUUUUCGACCUACCAUCUCAUGGCCGACUCGGUCCUCCAGGCCCGGCUCUGGGUCAAGCUCAUCUCGUACGUCGCCCGCGGCCAGCCGGUCGACAUGUCGAACCCUCCCGACGACAUCGCGCAGCUUGUACGCCUCGGCGCUGCCCUCGACUCGCCGUACGCCUCGGACGACGGCUCUGUCGAGCUCUAUCUUCCUACCUCGAAUGCCGACCGCUCCGCCGCCACAGACGAUGACGACGACGACGACCCAUCGGUCUUCUCGCGCGACUCGUCGUCAGUCGCCGGCUCGCCUGACUCGCCACCUCCGGCCGCCGCCGCCGCGUCAGGCGUGGCGCGUCUGCAGGCUGCCACGAGUGCCCGCCACAACUCGACAGCAGCCGCUCUCGCUGAUGCUCGUAGAUCAGCGCUUGUCAUCCGCGAAGCACGCGGCCGCCGCUCGUCGGCACCGAUGGGCCCAACCCUUGCCGCCAACGCCCGCAAGGCCGUCGACAUGGAGGCCGACCUCAGCUCGGAGGUCUUUGUCAAGCGCGAGAAGGCGACGACCAAGGCCUUUGCCAAGUUUACAAAGUGCUAUGUCGUCCUCGCCGACGCCGUUCUCUACAUCUUCACCUCGGCCGACGACAUGACGCCGGUCUCGUUCUUUCCGGUUGCCGACGCCAUCAUCUGGCCAGUCUCGCAGGAGGUCCAGCGCGCGUACUCGAUCGGCGUCCAGCCCAUCACCAUUUCGUCGAACGCCUUUGGCACCCUCCGCCGCAAGUCGCGGAUGCACAACCCGGCGGCCAAGGUCCAUCCGUGGUUCUUCUCCCUCGGCGAUGGCUUCCAGUACGCAAACUGGAUGACAGCCCUCGCCCAGGCCUCGUCGCGCCUUCCCGUCCUUCUCUACGAGCUGCCGUCGGCCCACUCAAUCGCCGCCUUCAAGGCCAAGCACCAUGCCAAGGACGGCAAGGGCUCGGCCGGCCUCUCGGUCUACCUCCUCCGCAAAGAGGCGUCCUUUGAGGGCUGGGUCUUCAAAAAGUCCAAAUUCAAAAAGGUGUGGAAGCCGCGGUUCAUGCUCCUCCACGAGCGCACCUUUUACUACUUUGCUUCGGAUGAUGCUCUCAAGCCGCUCGGCUCGUGCUACCUCCCGGGCUACCAUGUCACCUCUGUUCCCGUCACUGACGCCGCAUUCGAGGCUGAGCGCUACGAGUUUUCCGUCACCCACAUCGACCAGAAAAAGUAUCUGCUCGCCACCGACGACCUCGCCGCCCGCGACGAGUGGCUUGCCGCCCUCAAGAGCGCCGCCUUUGUUGAGACAGACUCCAAGAUGCUCACUCGAGAGGUCCUCGCCGCCGCCGGCAAGCUCAAGCACCUCGAUCAGAGCCCCGUCCUCCCGAGUGCAGAGCUGCCGGCCAUCUCGAUCACUCUCGACGAUGACUCCAACCUGCCGAGCUCCGCCGUCGACUCGUCGCUCUCUGUCGCUGACACCACCACUACCGCCGCGACCGCGCUACCCGCUGCAACUUCCGCUUCGGACUCGGACUCGGACGCCAGCUCCUCCUCCUCGUCGUCAUCAUGCUCGUCCACCUCGCUCCCGCCGCCCGAUGCAGGUUCUGCUGCCAGUGCCACGGCCGAGUCAUCGGGCUCGGGCUCGGGCUCGGGCUCGGGCUCGGAUGCCGCCGCCGCUCUGCCUGCCGAGCUUGGCGGCAACGGCGACACUUCCUUUAUCACCGACUACGCCAACGACAAGGCGUACCAAGAGUGGCUCGCUGGAUUUCUCAAGCGCCAACAGGGCGGUGAGUAUGAGUACGAGUACGAGUACGAGUCUGAGGAGACCGACAAUGUACACGGCGACGAUGGCGCAGAUCUUGAUGGCGCGUCGUCGGGCUCGACCGUUGUUGUCUCGGACGACGACGACGGCGAUGCUGACGAUGCCGCUGUUUCGGGUGCUGGCUCAACCCAGGUCGACGACGUCGCAGUCUCGGUCUCCGACUCGGACGAUGACAAUGCCGGAGGUCUGAGUUCCGGUUCGACCCAAGUCGAAGAUGUAGUCGUCCCAGCCUCGGACGACGACGACGACGGCUCCGCCACGCCACCGCUGCCGUCCAACAACGUGGCGCCCACCGCAAGCUGGGAUUGAAACCUCGGACAGCCCGCGGCCUUUUUGACGCGGCUAGAGGUCGUGCAUGGCGACGUCGGUGACAGCGCCAGUCGUGGCCGACUCGGCAGCGUCGGCAGCCGUCGUCAGUGCUUCCGCGGCUGCAGGAUCCAGGUCUACUGCCUCCUUCUCUAGCCACUCGGCAACGUGCGCGAGUCGCUCGGUCGUCGCCGAAUACGCUCCACUACGCUCGGCCCGGAUCUGCAUCAUGUCGGUGGCAAAGCCGAUGACGGCAACCACAACGAGCGCGACAAGCCCGAGCACGACGCAGACAAAGAUGACUCUGUCGGCGGAGCCAGCACUUCCAUCAGCCCGCCGGUCCGAGUACGAGAACACGCCCAUGACCAGGAUGAACAGGAGGACCGCUGUAAGCCGAAGCUCCAGGCUGUUGUAAAUCGGAAAGUAGAACGGCUGGAAUCGGAUGACCAGGCAGAGAG
Molecule: messenger RNA, 3392 nt
Organism: Thecamonas trahens ATCC 50062
Lineage: Eukaryota; Apusomonadida; Apusomonadidae
Exons: 3
Coding region: 1-2937 (978 amino acids)
Source: RefSeq, a predicted model, not a curated record